AUGCCCGGCAAAGUUCUUGACAGAUAUGAUCAUGUCCCAGUGACUAAAGCAGAUCUGGACUGGGCGGAGCUGGUCACUCUGGACCUCAGCAAGUAUGAGCAGCCUGGCGGCAAGCAAGAGCUUGUUCAGCAGUUGGAUCAUGCUGUACGACAUGUCGGCUUUUUCUAUGUGAAGAACUUCAACAUCAGCCAGGAAGAAGUCGACCGCCAGUUUGCCCUUGGCCGCGAAUUUUACACCCUGCCCUUGGAAGAGAAACUAAAGUUUCAUAACGCGGAUGAUCUUGCCAAUGGGGAAUACAAUGGAUACAGACCCGCCGGCCACCGCAUACUCGGAAAUGGUAUCAAAGACAAUGUACAGGUUUAUAAUAUUCCCAAAUUUGAUGGAUACCAUCAACGACAACAACCGCCCGUCCUUUCCGAUCAUAUUGCUGAGAUCGAGGACUUCAGUCGGAAAUGCCAUACCGAAGUGGUAGAGAAGCUGCUCCGACUAUUUGCAAUCCUCCUCGAGCUGCCCGAUGAGGAUCAACUCGUCCGCGACCACCAGUACGACGUGCAGGGCGAGGAUCAUCUCCGCUAUAUGCACUAUGCCGCUCGCAGUGCUGAAGAAAAUGAGAAAGUUGGUAGCCUGUAUAGCCCCGGUCAUACCGAUCUUGGGUCUGUUACUUUACUAUUCCGCCAGCCGGUGGCUGCCCUUCAGAUCUUGAAUUCUGAUGGCGAGUGGAAAUGGGUUCGGCCCCAGGAUGGCACCAUCACGAUCAAUACCUGUGAUGCUCUGACGGCUCUGACCGGAGGCUUGAUUAAAUCCAGCAUCCACCGUGUUCACGCUCCGCCGGCGGAUCAGGCACACGUGGAUCGCCUGGGUGUUUUAUAUUUCGCCCGACCCAACAAUCAUGUGGUUCUAGACCCUAUCACCAACAGCCCACUGCUAAAGAGACUGGGGUUGACUGAGAAUGAAUUCACGAAAUUAGGGCAACAUCUGACAAUGGAGCAGUGGGUCAAGGUACGACAGACACAGCAACAGCGUCGGAACAAGAAUGUCAAAGUCUCUUCCGAUGGCAAGUAUACCUAUGGAGCAAAGGAUCUUCAGAUUCUCCCUGGCCUCGAUGCCAAGAUCUAUAACUAG
Molecule: messenger RNA, 1122 nt
Organism: Penicillium macrosclerotiorum
Lineage: Eukaryota; Fungi; Ascomycota; Eurotiomycetes; Eurotiales; Aspergillaceae
Product: Clavaminate synthase-like protein
Exons: 6
Coding region: 1-1122 (373 amino acids)
Molecular function (GO): dioxygenase activity
Source: RefSeq, a predicted model, not a curated record